CCAUGCCUUUAGAGACGUAAACACAUCUCCUUCCUGCCUGCGCUGCUCGGCGGGCCGCCGGUGGGUUUGCGUUAGACACGAAAGAUUUGUUGUUUUUAAACCUGUUCUGCUUCACAUUAGUGAAUAUAUCUUCACCAUGGGCAAGAAGGAAGAGGAAGAGGUUAUUAGGAUCGCGAAGAAAAUCGACAAAUUGGCACAGAAGAAAAACGGGUCAGGGGCUUUGGAUCUUCUCAAGGAACUGAAGAAUGUACCCAUGACGUUGGAGUUGCUUCAGUCGACCAGGAUCGGCAUGUCUGUGAACGCAAUCCGGAAGCAAAGCACAGACGAAGAGGUGACAUCGCUGGCCAAAUCUCUUAUCAAGUCCUGGAAGAAGCUUCUGGAUGAACCCGCUGACGGAGACAAACCCUCUGAGGAGAAAAAGAAGGAAUCUGGAGUUCCAGUCAUGUCACAGUCACAGGGUAGCCCUGAGCCUAGAGAGGAAAGUUCCAGCAGUAAUUCAAGCAGUAAGAGCGAAGCUGUUGACAUGUUGCCCACCAGCCACAUGUCCACCUUCCCUCGAGCACCAGGAACGUCUGACUCGGUGCGCGUUAAGUGCAGAGAAAUGCUGUCCAGCGCUCUGCAGACUGGAGAUGACCAUAUCACCAUCGGUGCCGACUGUGAUGAACUCGGAGCCCAGAUUGAGGAAUGCAUCUUCCUGGAGUUCAAGAACACCGACAUGAAGUAUAAGAAUCGUGUCCGAAGCCGAAUUUCAAACCUUAAGGAUAUGAAGAACCCCAACUUAAGGAGGAACGUUCUUUGCGGAAACGUGCCUCCAGAUCGCAUAGCCAAGAUGACUGCAGAGGAAAUGGCCAGUGAUGAGCUUAAGGAGAUGCGCAAAAAUAUGACCAAAGAAGCUAUCAGGGACCACCAAAUGGCCAAGACUGGAGGAACCUCGACUGACCUGUUCACCUGCGGGAGAUGCAAAAAGAACAAGUGCACCUACACACAGGUUCAGACUAGAAGCGCUGACGAGCCCAUGACCACAUUUGUCUUCUGUAAUGAAUGCGGCAAUAGAUGGAAGUUCUGCUGAAGAAGGAGCGGAUGUCAUCAGCGCAGCGAAGUGGCUAUAUUUCUGGACCAUCACUUCGUACCAUCAGCCAAUAGGAACGUUUAGGUUUUUUGGCCUCCAACGUAUUACGGCGGCUACGGACACCAUCAAUGUUUUUUAUCAUUGUUUUGGUGUGGAUCAAAACAAUGUCCUGUGUUUUAACUUGACGUAUAGCUAGGCUCAGCCGUUGGACUAUGAUCAGUGUCUGUUUGUUUAUUUGUUUGUUUGUUUUUAUUUUCCUCCCCUUUAACAUCAGGUUUUUAUAUGUAGUUUAAUGGAGGUAUUUUUGACAACAUUCACAUGUAGAAAGUUUUACCUUGCUCUAAAGGAUUUACCAGUAGUUAGGCUAUCUAAUUUUCCUAGAAAGUUUCAUUCAAUACAUAAAAAACUAUUAAGGAUUUUAAAAUUGGAAUUUCGCUUUUCUGUUAGCCUGACACAUUUUGAAAAUAAGCUUGACGUAAGAAGACCCUUUCCACUUUUAUUCAUAUUUAUAUGCAUGAUUGGCAAAUUUCUACUGUGUACAUUUUUUUCUUUUCAGGAGUAAAACAUUUUUAAAAGACUUACAA
Messenger RNA from Tachysurus vachellii, 1653 nucleotides. It is a transcript of the gene tcea1, whose product is annotated as transcription elongation factor A (SII), 1. The record is from RefSeq and is a predicted model, not a curated record. Gene Ontology annotation, biological process: transcription elongation by RNA polymerase II; DNA-templated transcription; positive regulation of transcription by RNA polymerase II. Gene Ontology annotation, cellular component: nucleus. Lineage: Eukaryota; Metazoa; Chordata; Actinopteri; Siluriformes; Bagridae. Bases 137 to 1069 code for a protein of 310 amino acids. The transcript has 10 exons. Gene Ontology annotation, molecular function: nucleic acid binding; zinc ion binding.